AUGGCCCAUUUAGAAUCACGCAAGCAUAUCUCACCCGACUCGGGAUUUCCAGUCAACCUGCACCCAAACUUCUCCGAGAAGAUCAAAAAUCAUGUCCCGCCAGAGGAGCCCCGAACACAGAUUUUCCCCGAUAAAGACCGUGCCUCAUUCGCGGACCCGGAAAAGAAGGCCUUGUUCGCCGUCGCCAAACGAAGUGAUCUCACAGAGUCCAUUGGCACUGUCCUAGAGAAUGUGCAGCUGUCUCAGAUAACGCCAAUUCAGCUCGAUGAGCUGGCGCUCUUGGUCAACGAGCGCGGGGUCGUCUUCUUCCGGGACCAGGACCUGACGACCGAAAAGCAGGUUGAGCUCUUUGAGCACUAUGGCAUCCUGGACAAGCACCCAGCGCAGAAGGACGUCAAGCACGUCAUCAUCCGGGGCAGCAGGGAGAACCAUCGCGAGGUGCUAAAGUACACGCCGUGGCCGUCGGGCGACUUUCACGCCGACACGUCCUUUGAGAUCAACCCGCCGUCGUACUCGAUGCUGCGCAUGGAGGAGCACCCCGACGUCGGCGGCGACACCGCCUGGGUCUCGGGCUACGGCUUAUACGACACGCUGAGCAAGGCCAUGCAGAGGUUCGUCGACGGCCUGCACGCCGUGCACACGUCGCGGCUGCAGUACGACACCAUCCUCGACCUGUGGGGGACGGGGCCGAACCGUGCUCCCGUUGACUCGCAUCACCCGGCAGUGCGGACGCAUCCCGUCACGGGGCUCAAGGCGCUCAAUGUGAACCCGGGGUUCGUCACAUCCUUUGCCGAGCUCAACAAGGUCGAGUCGGAUAAGCUCUUGGACUUUUUUCAGUACCACAUACACUCGGCUGACGACCACUAUGUCCGCUGGAAGUGGGCAGUCGGCAGUGUUGCCAUGUGGGAUAAUAGGUGUGUAGUGCACCGGGUGAUUCCUGGGAGAUAUGAAGGGAACCGAAGAGGUAUCCGGACGACUGUCUUUGGAGAGAAGCCCUACUUCGACCCUUCAAGUGAAAGUCGCUAUGAGAGAGAGGACCGACUGAGGCAGGAAGGCGAAGUGCUCAAAGCCCAAGUCGACGCGAAAGAGUCUGGCAUAGAGACACCGGCAUGA
Pestalotiopsis fici W106-1 is the source of this 1113-nucleotide messenger RNA. RefSeq lists its product as uncharacterized. The transcript has 3 exons. The coding region runs from base 1 to 1113 and encodes 370 amino acids. Gene Ontology annotation, cellular component: cytoplasm. NCBI's taxonomy places the organism in Eukaryota, Fungi, Ascomycota, Sordariomycetes, Amphisphaeriales, Sporocadaceae. The record is from RefSeq and is a predicted model, not a curated record. Gene Ontology annotation, molecular function: 2-oxoglutarate-dependent dioxygenase activity.